UUUCGUUUAGGAAUCUUUACCAUUAAAUAUAAUACUUAGUUGAGUUUAUGUUCGAGACGUGUCCGAUUUCGUGUUUGCUGGAGGUCACAGACAUGCAAAACUCCUUUUCUUGAACAAAAGUAGGUUUUUGCAUCCACCUGCGAGGACAUAAAUCCAGGCGGACACCUGCUUUGAAUUUGCAGAUUCAAGAGAAGACUGCAGACGGCUUUUCACGUCACAGCUGUCUCCAUCACAGCAGAGACCAUGGAGAAGAAGAUGUUUGGCAUCUUCCUAUUCUCUGGUCUGUGCCAUUUCACCUUCUCUUACCAACGUCCUCUGUACCACUUUAUCAACGACCCUAAAGACUGGCUCACUGCCCAGCAGUACUGUAGAGAUACAUACACUGAUUUGGCAACCAUAACUGAUGAGCAGGACUUGGAGGAUUUAGCAGGUCUUGUGGGGUCUGGUGGUCCCUUGGUGUACUUAGGUUUGUACAGAGAUUGGGGCUGGUCAGUGUCUGAAAAUGAUGACUACAUUGAAGGAGAACCUGCGUUCUGGAACUGGGCAACUGGUGAGCCCAGUGUUCAGUCCUGUGCAAGCAUGUCAGCAACAGGGGGAUGGUAUGCUACACCGUGCAACUCCACUUUGAGCUUCUUCUGCUACACUGCACUUGCCACUGACGUUUCUAAAAGGUUUGUCCUGAUCACCAACCCCAUGGACUGGCUCUCUGCUCAGAGCUACUGCAGGUCUAAGCACACAGAUCUGGCCCGAGUGCGGAACCAGCAGGAAAAUGACCUGCUGCAAGCCAUGGUGACAAACCAGCAGGUGUGGAUCGGCCUGACCAGGAUGUCCUGGAGGUGGUCUGAUGGAAGCCAACCCUCGUUCAUACCCUGGAGACUCUCGGUGUUAACGUCAGCUCAGCUCAGCGAUUGUGGUGUGCUUGAGGUCAGCAGCAAUCCUCUUGGGAUGGUCCAAAGGAGCUAUGCUGAAAAACAGCCCUUUAUUUGCUACACCGCUCCUCGGAAGAAGACCUUGGUGCAAAUGCAGCUCAAUGCUGAUGUGGACAUGACAGACCCGGGUUUGAGGGAGUCCGUCUUGAAAUGGGUUAAAAAUAACCUGGGCGGCACAUCUGAUGACCUAAAUGUGAGCUGGUGGAAACCUCCAGAAAAGAAAUACCUCUUAAAGCAUCAGAAAUGCCCCCCAUAGUUGCCACUGUUUGUUUCUAUAUCUGCAUAAAAGAGGCUCAAUAUCAUAAACGUACCUAAUGUACCUUUGGUAUAUUACAUUUAUCAUUUGCAAAAGUGAAAACAAACAAAAACAUCUGUUCUACUUUUCAUACAACUUAUUGAUUGAUUUGUUCUUUAUUUCUUAGGUUAUAUCUGUAUAUUUCCUUUUUCUGUUGGAGUGCAUAAAUAAACAUGAAGGAAUGCAAACUUUCAGGGUUAUUUAAGGUGAUGAACGACUAAAGAAGACGAGUUGUGUUUGUCUCAUCAGAGAGAAAUAUCAGAUCUGAAAAUGAGCAUCUACCUUGAAUCGAGCUCAACUAAACUGGAUUUCCAUGUAGUUUGCAUACCUCGAAGCAGGCCUUAGAGGACUUUUUCUAAAUUGGUCAUGAGGUGAAGUUAGAAUUAAAAUACAAGCCAUUCUAUAGGGAAUAUUCAGAACUGACUGCUGGGCUAAUGCCAUGCUAAAGCUAACUAUUAGAUUAUGCUACUGGGGCCCAUUUCGGUGUAAAUCUGCAUGUUAAUUCGAGACCCGUCAAAUCAUUUAAUCCUUUUUAAUGAAAAGAACAAAUCUCUGUAACAGUAGUUGAGGACAAGCUUUCUAGUUUUAACAUUUUGUUCAUUCAUUAUUGUAUUUAAAGUAUAUGAAGAUUGCUCUCUUGUUAAGAGUGUGGUAAAUACAGUUAUUCUUUGGUGUGAUUCGACUUUAACUUGGACAGAUUUCCUUUUAUUUAGAUAUUAUUGAUCCUGCUGUGUGUGCAGGUUGGGUGGCUGCUCACUUCCACUCUGCUUCUUCCUCUUAGUGACAUCAGUUUCCAGUAAUUUGAGGAAAAAUACAUUUUACAAUCCCCGGAUUUCUCUUUGCAGUGUGGAAUGUUCUUU
Oreochromis aureus is the source of this 2084-nucleotide messenger RNA. Its product is annotated as putative C-type lectin domain family 20 member A. Bases 244 to 1185 code for a protein of 313 amino acids. Lineage: Eukaryota; Metazoa; Chordata; Actinopteri; Cichliformes; Cichlidae. The record is from RefSeq and is a predicted model, not a curated record. The transcript has 6 exons.